This is a messenger RNA of Raphanus sativus (radish), 1140 nucleotides long. Its product is annotated as 2-oxoglutarate-dependent dioxygenase DAO-like. The transcript is spliced from 3 exons. The record is from RefSeq and is a predicted model, not a curated record. The coding region runs from base 1 to 957 and encodes 318 amino acids. Lineage: Eukaryota; Viridiplantae; Streptophyta; Magnoliopsida; Brassicales; Brassicaceae. Gene Ontology annotation, biological process: auxin catabolic process. Gene Ontology annotation, molecular function: dioxygenase activity; indole-3-acetaldehyde oxidase activity.
AUGAAGAAAACAAAACAUAUCCUAUACUUACCGAGAGAAAACAUAAUGGCGGAUCUCAAUGAAGUCAUUCCGACAAUAGACUUGAAAGAGGUUCCAGAUGAGAAGUUGAACCAGCAAAUACGUGAGGCGAGUGAGAGAUGGGGAUGUUUCAAGGUGAUCAACCAUGGAGUUUCUUCGUUUUUGUUGUCUGAGAUGAAGAAAACUGUUACAGAUCUCCAUGAACGUCCACACGAGGUGAAAAUACGAAACACUGCUGUGAUACUAUCAAGUGGUUACAUACCUAGAAGUGAGUUAAAUCCUCUUUAUGAAUCAUUCGGUCUUUUUGACGUCGCCUCUCCUGAAGCGAUCAAUAACUUUUGUGACAAACUUGAGGCCUCUGCUGAACAAAGAGAGAUCAUAAUGAAGUAUGGCAAAGCUAUGAAUGGUCUUGCAAAAGAUUUAACGAGGAUGUUAGCAAAGAGUUAUGAAUUAGAGGAUCCUGAUAUAUGCAAAGAAUGGCCGAGCCAGUUUCGGAUGAACAAAUAUCAUUUCAAUCCUGAAACUGUUGGUCAAAGUGGUGCUAUAACACACACGGAUCCUGGAUUUUUAACAAUUGUUCACGGUGAUGACAAUGUUUGUGGACUUGAGGCCAUGGACCAUUCUUCAGGAACCUAUUUCCCCAUAAACACGUCACCAAACACACUUACUGUCAACCUUGGUGACAUGGCUAAGAUAUGGAGCAAUGGGAGGUUGUGCAAUGUGAAGCAUAGAGUGAAAUGCAAAGAAGCAAAAAUGAGGAUUAGUAUCGUCACCUUCCUAUUAGUACCAAUGGAUGAAGUUGUUGAGCCUCCGAGUAAAUUUGUUGAUGCUGAACAUCCACGUCUAUACAAGCCUAUCAGCGAUGGAGAACUAAGAAAGAUUAGGCUCAGCAGCAACAUGCAUGACGGCGAAUCUCUCCAGUUUAUAACCCUCAAAUAAUUAUAUGACCUUUAUGCAAUAAGGAGGUUGUCAUAACUCAUACAAAUCAAAACCUAUAUGGGUCAUGGGUGGUGGCUCCAAGAAAUGUUUUGUUUUCCCCUAAUAAGAGUUACAAAUAGAGAUGAAUCUCUUACGAUUAUUAUUGUGUAAUAUAAUGAUUAUAUGAGAUAUCUUUAAAAAUCU